AUUUAUAAACAAGCUCCUGUUGAUUUCUACAUGAUACAUCAUACAUAUUAGUAUUAUUACACCUAUCAGUAUCAGGAAAGACCAAUUUUUUCUAUCUGAAAAGUUGGCUAUAUCGACCAGCCAAGUGAAAUAAAUGGAAAAAAUUGAUAAAACAGUUUUGAGGUUGCACGAGGAAAAGAACUAUGAUGAACUUGAGAAGUUUCUGUCAUCUCUUAGCCUCGACGAUAUCAGUCUGCUCAUAGAUCGGCGAGUGCUUAGAGGCAAUGGCGACCCUGCAGCGCUAAUCAGGGCCUUGUUUUUAGCAUCUCCAAGCAAGUUUGGUGAGGGUAUUGCGAGACGGAUUCACGUUUACAAACAUGUGGUCGGACUACUGCGUCAGGAUGCAAUGUCAACUUCACUCGCCUCGGAGGUGAUAGGAACACUGCUCCUGGAGACUGAUGGAUUUUCAGCAAACAGUCUGGCAGAAUUGGCAGAGAUGUUCCUUGAAAUCAUCAGGAACAUUGGCAACAUUGUGUCAUCUGAAAAGUGCCAGUGGCUGGAGUUGUUUCCUAAGCUUCUGUCGAGCAUCAGUCGCCAGGAUAAGGUCCUGUACAACAACAAUGACAUGCCGGGUGCCGAGUACAAGAGCCACGUGCUGAACCGCCUCUGUUCGGCCAGGUGGGAUGCAGAGCUGGUCAUUCAGCUGACCACAAUGUUCAGGGACAUAGACAUGAGCAGUGAGGAGCUAAGGUUUGUCAUUGAGAAGCUAGUGAGGAUGUUUGGUGACCUAGAACUACAGAAGUUACCUGCUGUGGUCUAUCAGCUGCUACUGCUCUCCACGAAGGGUCACAAGAGGUGUACCCUGGAGGGUAUAAUAAAUUUCUUCAACGAGCAGGAUAAAAAAGUUUCAUCUCAACACAGAAGCAGUGAAGCAAUAGAAGUGGAGGAGGAAGGAAAUACAGUAGAGCAGUUGAGACAGGUGGAGGGCACUGUUUCCUUGUACAUCAUAUUCACGAUCAAGCAAGAUCAGGAGCUAGGACGAGAAUACAUAAAAUAUUUGAAGGCUAAUCAACAAAGUCCAAGUAGAAUUCUAUCACCCUUCAAUGUUGCUCUAGCAUUGUCUGUAGGGCAAAUUCAUCGCUUUGAAGAUCAGCUGUUUGACUUCCUCAAGGGCUGUAUCAUCAAGAGCUACAAGGACUGCGAGAGAUGCAGCGACAGCGAGUGGCUGCAGGGACUUGUCAGCCAGGACUGUGACGUCACACCCGGCAUUGUGCAGGCCAUCACAAAUAGUUCAUAUGGAUGGGAUCACGUGACACAUGGCUUGGUGCACGUAGGAUUUCUGCUCAUGGACACAUAUGGCCCAAAGGCGGCAUUUGGCAAAACUACUAUCUCUCCUGCAUACUUCAUCACCCCGGGAGGGAGAGCGUGCAAGCUGGGAGCAGUUGUCUUAUUAGAGACUUUCAAGCUGCACAAGAUCGUCCGUGAAGAUAUCCUAGAACAAAUUCUUAACAGACUAGUUACCAAAGCAACAAGUCCAGCUCACCACUACCUUGACCUGCUGGCUGCCAUCGUCCGCUGUGGACCGCAGCAGCUGCUUGAAUGGUCGCAAAAGGUGCGAGAGGUAUUCGACUACCUGUCUCUGUUGCCCGCGACAACGAGCUGCCGCUUCCUCACGGCGGUGCAGCCAUUGAUGAAGCUGAGCAUGCCGCUGAAAGAUGCGCUAAUGAUCGUGCUGAGGAAGGGCAUGUUCUCCAGUCACCUGGAAGCAAGAAAGAUGGCUGUAAAUGGAUAUCUGCAAGUUCUGAAGAAUUUCAAGGUACUUGGCACGAUUCCAGGCAGUCAGCAAAGUCAGUCGUCCUCAUCAGGGAGUUGGUUCAGCCAGAUACAAGCGGAUGUCCACUCACGACCUAACCCAAAGGCAAACGAGGCUCUGUGUCUAGAAAUAAUCGCCAGUCUGAGAAAGUGCUUCAAACAGCAGGCAGAGAUUCGAACACUCCUCUACGAGGGUAUCCCGGUCGUUGUGAGCAGCAAUGCUGAACUGUGCGGGCCAGCGCUAGAACUGCUACUCACACAUCUACGUGCUUACUACGUGAGCGGGGACGAUGUACUGCCACCCGUCAGUCUGGAACUCUGCGUUGCAACGCAGGGAGAUGUCGUCACCUGCAAUGAACCCCUGGGUCACUUGCUCGCAAGCAUCGUACAAAUCCUAGAAAAGGUUGCAGAGAAAACCUCCAGCGGGGGAGAAGACGAUGAAGGUGAACAGACGGACCUGGAAGCGCUGCAGCUAGACUGUGAGGCAGUGCUGAAGUCUCUAUCCAGCAGAAUGGUCAACGCAGAACUGGAGGACUUUGAGCUGGACAAGUCUGCUGACUUUAGUACAAACAACACUGUAGGCCUAAAGAACCACAUAUUCGCAAGUCUGGUGCUGGGAAUUUACGAAGUGUCAAUGGAAUUCACAUUUGUAAGAGGAAAGUACAGCCGUGAGUCGUGCGAGAUGGUGCUGCAGCUGUACGAAUGCUACAGCCGACUGGCAGAGGUGCUGCGGGAGAAAGGCACCGCAGGAAGGAAGGGCGGCGACGCAGAGAAGAAGGGCCGACCAGCCGCUGCGGUGAAGCCACUUGCCACACCCACCAGCCUGCUAACUCUGCGAUGCGUUGCCACGAUGCUGAAUGGUCUAUUCUGCGAUGUCAACCCAGCUAGAGCUGCAGGCCUGGCAGUAUUGCGGGGUAAUGCUGACUUUGUGCGACACCUGGUCAGUGUAUCACUGCAGAAGGGGCAGCAUCUAAGCACCACUCUGCAAGUGAACACGAAACCAUCGAAGGAAGAUAACACAUUCCAAUCCUGCUGCAAGAUUGCCAAGUCGCUGCUGACGCAUUACACGGACAGUGGUGGCACAGCCAGCCAGCGACCACGGCAGCCGGAGAGCGAGAGGCAGAGACGAGCCGUGCUGCUCAUGUGCGUGGAGGGGUGCUCUGCCAUGAUAACUCUCAUCACGACCUUCUAUAAAGACAGAGUGACAGAAUUCCUGAACCACAUCGCCGGCGACAGUUCGGCAGGAGACGUUAGUAAAGACGUCCAUGUCUAUGCACAAAUUAAGCGCUUCCAGAGACUCAUGGCAGCUGUACUUGCAACGGACGAAGACAGUAACAGAAUGAAGGAAGUGGUGUAUAUUGUGAAUGUGAUUUCGCAACUCGCUACAGAACUGGAAGCUACUGAACAGCAUUAUGUACAGCUUCACAAGUGGGUGCAGCAGGUCUGUCAGGAACGCCAGCUGGAAGACCUAGCAGUCCUCAAGCCUCUACUCGCCUUGCUGUUCCGCAUGACCGGUCGACUGACCAGCGGUGUGGUUCUUGCUCUAGAGCUGGCACAAGACAUACAUGUGCAGCUGAAGGAUAUUGACCAGGCGAUCGACGUGAGAGACGGAUCUCAUUUUGCGUUCGUCACGCCGCGCACGGCGGCGACGGUGCUAGCCGCGCUGCUGCUGCGCGUCGACAGGAUGCUGGAGGAUGCGGAGUGGGUGGUCACUGUUGCCCGCGGCAACGUUGCGCCGUCGGCCGGCGCUCGUGACGCAGACGUGGACGCAGCGGGCGCGACGCAGCGUGAGGGACGCGAGAAGCACGUCAGUCUGCAACUGGGCAACCUCGUUAACUGCCUGUGCGAGCUGGUGCAGGCGGCCGUGCCGGGCAGCGCCGGCCAGGACGCGCUCAUACGCACCGUCGCCCGCAUGUACGCGGCGCUCACCAACUUCACGAAAUACUAUAUCAUGCUGUACAAGCAGCACGCUGGACAUUUGUGUCCACGCUACGAGAAGCUUGUUCGACUGUCAGGCACAAAUCUCACCAAAAACGUCUACCCAAUGAUUAACUACAUACAGACGGUCCGGUUGGAAAGCAUUCAGCAGAAGGCAGCUAAACCCGAAAAGGCUGGAAAGAAGAAGGGUGGAGUUGGAGAGGCAGGUGGCGCUGCUAAAUCGGUUGUUCUCAAGGAGAGCCACACGAUACCCAACCUGAUAUACGCAAUAGAGCAAUACGAACGAUACCUGAUCCAGUUGUCUAAGAAGUCGAAGGUUAAUCUGAUGGAGCACAUGAAGGCUAGCACAGCAAGAGACUUCAGGAUUGAUGCAAGCGCUGUGCAAGCUGCCCUGGAGGAUCAAUCUGACGAUGAUGAUGAAAAUGAUGAUGAUAAUGAUGACGACGCCAACAAUGUUAAUGUGGCGGUGGAGCAGCAGGAUGUAAUGGAAGGGGAGGAACAGGUACAGGAGCCGCCAGCUAAGAGACCAUGCCCAGAAAAGUCACAGCCUGAACCUCCAAGCAAGAAAGCAAGUAAACUGAGCAAACGAAAGAAGUAAGAAGUUUCGGGAAAGAGUUUGUUGUGCUGUUUGUCGAAACUUCUAAAGUGAUUUACACUUGUGCUUAUAUCAGAUACUAGUAGUAUGGGAUAUAUAUUCUCCACAAGGCGUAUAGAACUUAUUUGACACCAUUGUAAGAAUGGUAGAGUUCUACAGUGUAUAUUGUACAUAUAUAUGACACUUACUUAUUACAUAAAAUAUAGUGAUUUUUACCAAAUAA
This is a messenger RNA of Priapulus caudatus, 4547 nucleotides long. Its product is annotated as Fanconi anemia group I protein-like. The record is from RefSeq and is a predicted model, not a curated record. The coding region runs from base 134 to 4327 and encodes 1397 amino acids. NCBI's taxonomy places the organism in Eukaryota, Metazoa, Priapulida, Priapulimorpha, Priapulimorphida, Priapulidae. Gene Ontology annotation, molecular function: DNA polymerase binding. The transcript has 31 exons. Gene Ontology annotation, biological process: DNA repair.